Messenger RNA from Darwinula stevensoni, 1449 nucleotides. NCBI's taxonomy places the organism in Eukaryota, Metazoa, Arthropoda, Ostracoda, Podocopida, Darwinulidae. The record is from the annotation of a GenBank genome assembly.
AUGGAAAAUGCCUCAGUCAUGGCCCCACCGGCAGAAGCUACCCAGAGAAAACGUAGCUUGUGGCUGAAGUCAAUACCACUUCUGGGAUACGCGAUCCUCUUGCUAUCAAGCUCGAAAAUUCUCGACCUCGCUGACUGGUACGCAUCCGGAAGAGCUGCGGAUUCUUCAUCCAUUCUCGAUCCCUCGACGUUGAGCGUUCGCGAGCUGAAGACCCUGAUCGAGGUUCGGGGUUUGCAUGGCACCAGUGCGAUCGAAAAGGAAGAUUUGGUGCAGUUGUUGAAGAGCACCGGAAAUGUGACAGCAGGCGAACUUCGUGAAAUAUAUCAGGGCCACGACGAGCCGGUCUUCACAUUUACAAAUGGGACUGACUUCAGCAGGGAAGUCGAGGAAACGAAGGAUAGUGUCUGGAUCGUGCUCGUGGUCCCAGAGCAAAGUCACAAGUUCUCUUCGUGGGACAAGGUCUCUUUGUGGCAAGAGAUCCAAGGCAAAGUACCUCGGUUUGGAAUUCGGUUGGGAGUCCUUGAUUGCAGCAUCCUCUCAGAAGUAUGUCAGCGAAAGAAAUGGGAUAGGCCUCUCAUACUCAUUUCCUUACCGAAAGAAACAACAGGCCAGAAUGAAAUUGUCAUCAAUGGCUACAACAAAGCAAAUGUCGUCCUGAAGCGGGUAGAAGGGGCGCUGAAGAAUCACGUACAAGACAUCAAGACAGUGAAGGAAUUGGAAUCAAAGUGGCUGGAUCCCUCAAAGCAAGCAGACAGUGGGGCUUUGGUGUUCUUCACGGAUGGAGAAGUGGUUCCUCUGUUCUUGGAGACUUUGAGUAUCAAAUUCGCAGGAAAAUUUCAGUUUGGGUCCUUCUCAUCUCGCAAAGGGACGGAAAGAGAAACCCUGUCUCGAAAUUGGUCGAGUUCUCGAGUCCUCCUUGCAAGAGGAGGAAGAAACGAGAAGAAUCAGGCGGGUUCCUUCUACCGCCAGAUCGAGUUCCUCUCCCGCCGGCCCGAGUUCCUCUCCCGUCAGGCCGAUGUCAUCUCCCGUCAGGCCGAGUUCCUCUCCCGUCAGGCCGAGUUCCUCUCCCGUCGGGCUGAGUUCCUCUUCCGUCAGGCCGAGUUCCUCUCCCGUCAGGCCAAUGUCAUCUCCCGUCAUGCCGAGUUCCUCCCCGGUCAUGCCGAGUUCCUCUCCCGUCAGGCCGAGUUCCUCUCCCGUCAUGCCGAGUUCCUCCCCCGUCAUGCCGAAUUCCUCUCCCGUCAGGCCGAGUUCCUCUCCCGUCAGGCCGAGUUCCUCUCCCGUCAGGCCGAGUUCCUCUCCCGUCAUGCCGAGUUCCUCUCCCGUCAGGCCGAUGUCAUCUCCCGCCGGCCCGAGUUCCUCUCCCGUCAGACAGAUUUCCUCUCUCGUCUGGACAAAUGCGGAGCCAAAUGUUCCUCCCCUCCCUCAGGAAGUUUGGAUUCAAUCCAGUAG